Messenger RNA from Aspergillus thermomutatus, 615 nucleotides. Its product is annotated as MOSC domain-containing protein. NCBI's taxonomy places the organism in Eukaryota, Fungi, Ascomycota, Eurotiomycetes, Eurotiales, Aspergillaceae. Gene Ontology annotation, molecular function: pyridoxal phosphate binding; molybdenum ion binding; catalytic activity. The coding region runs from base 1 to 615 and encodes 204 amino acids. The record is from RefSeq and is a predicted model, not a curated record. The transcript has a single exon.
AUGUCUGCCACAGUGACAUUGACCACAAGAACCACCUUGGUCACCCCCUGCGUCCUCUCCGUCUCCAAAUCCUCCUCCCACUCCAUCGCCAAAACCCCCGUUGCCUCCAUCACUCUCAUCCCCAACCACGGCGUCGACGGCGACUGCCACGCCGGCAAAACGACCCAGCAUCAAGCCCAGCCACAGGGCACCCCGAAUCUCCGACAGGUCCAUCUCGUCCCCGUCGAGACGCUCCGCGAGAUCUCGGCCAGACUUUCCACUGGUGCGGCGGGCCGCAACGCAAAGCCACUCUCGGCAGGGGAGAUCGGCGAGAACAUCACUACAGAAGGUGUGGAGUUGUCGACGCUCCCGCUGGGGACGGAGUUGCAUUUCCUCGGUGGUAGUGGCGAUGAGGAGUCUGUUGUGGUGUUGACGGGUGUCAGGGAGCCCGGACCGGGGAUGGACAAGUGUCGGGCUGGACUGAAGGAUAUUUGUGUGGUGCGAAAUGGGAGUCAGAAGGUUGUCAAGAGGUUGGCUGGGGUGAUGGGGACGGUCAAGAAGGGAGGCAUGGUCCGGCCGGGGAUGGGGAUCCGGAUCGUCAAGCCGGCCAGUGUGCGACCAUUGCCUGUUGUGUAG